Bacillus rossius redtenbacheri is the source of this 1910-nucleotide messenger RNA. RefSeq names its product ADP-ribosylation factor-like protein 5B (gene Arl5). Gene Ontology annotation, biological process: intracellular protein transport; protein localization to Golgi membrane; vesicle-mediated transport. Gene Ontology annotation, molecular function: GTPase activity; GTP binding. Gene Ontology annotation, cellular component: cytoplasm; trans-Golgi network. Lineage: Eukaryota; Metazoa; Arthropoda; Insecta; Phasmatodea; Bacillidae. The transcript is spliced from 5 exons. Bases 481 to 951 code for a protein of 156 amino acids. The record is from RefSeq and is a predicted model, not a curated record.
UUGUAGAGAAAGGCUGUGUGGAAAGGAGCAGAGAUUGUGUUGUGUGCGAAGUAUGUCAGGUUUCAAAAGAAAUAAUACCGUAAAUGUUCUAUAGUUUGAGCCCGAAAACAAAACUAAUUUGUGCAGGUUUCAAUCGAAUUUUUAUUUAAUUGACUAUUAAAUGUAUGAGUAGUAGUAAAACUAUUGUUUAAUUGUCAGUGAUGUUAUAAUUCUAGAGAAAGCUGUACAGAGGAACUUUUUAUAUUGUUUUUUCCUAAUCACGUAAUAAUAAUCGAGUGUAGGAUCAUUGUGUAGGAACACAAUGUUCUGCAAAGUAUUCAGUUUUAUAAUUUAAUGAGUGCAAUUAAAGAGUUACCAUAUUAACCUUCUGCCAGAAAGCUAACCUUCAGAAUGGUUUCUUCCAUAUGUUUUUCGUGACACCAGAGGGCAGGUUUUGAAUGGACAGACUUGCGAAGUAAAUGUUUAACUCAAGAUAAUACAAUGGGGUUGCUGUUCACAAAAAUAUGGAGUUUAUUUGGAAAUGAAGAGCACAAGAUAGUGAUGGUGGGCCUGGACAACGCGGGCAAGACCACGAUCCUGUACCAGUACCUGAUGAACGAGGUGGUGCACACGUCGCCCACCAUCGGCUCCAACGUGGAGGAGGUGGUGUGGAAGAACAUCCACUUCAUCAUGUGGGACCUGGGCGGGCAGCAGUCGCUGCGCGCCGCCUGGAGCACCUACUACAGCAACACGGAGAGACCGGCUGGCCGUCACCAAGGAGGAGCUGUACCGCAUGCUGGCCCACGAGGAGCUGUCGAGGGCGGCCGUGCUCAUCUACGCCAACAAGCAGGACCUGAAGGGCUCCAUGAGCGCCGCCGAGAUCAGCAGGCAGCUGGACCUCACCUCCAUCAAGGACCACCGCUGGCAGAUCCAGUCGUGCUGCGCCCUCACCGGCGAGGGCCUGUGAUGUGACGGUGUGGACUGGGUUGCAGCCUGUGAUGUGACGGUGUGGACUGGGCUGCAGCCUGUGAUGUAACGGUUUGGACUGGGCUGCAGCCUGUGAUGUGAUGGUGUGGACUGGGCUGCAGCCUGUGAUGUGACGGUGUGGACUGGGCUGCAGCAUGUGAUGGUGUGGACUGAGUUGCAGCCUGUGAUGUGACGGUGUGGACUGGGCUGCAGCCUGUGAUGUGACGGUGUGUACUGGGUUGCUGCCUGUGAUGUGACGGUGUGGACUGGGCUGCAGCCUGUGAUGUGAUGGUGUGGACUGAGUUGCAGCCUGUGAUGUAACGGUGUGGACUGGGUUGCAGCCUGUGAUGUGACACGGUGUGGACUGGGUUGCAGCCUGUGAUGUAACGGUGUGGCCUGGGUUGCAGCUUGUGAUGUGACACGGUGUGGACUGGGCUGCAGCCUGUGAUGUGACGGUGUGGACUGGGUUGCAGCCUGUGAUGUAACGGUGUGGACUGGGUUGCAGCCUGUGAUGUAACGGUGUGGACUGGGUUGCAGCCUGUGAUGUAAUGGUGUGGACUGGGUUGCAGCCUGUGAUGUAACGGUGUGGCCUGGGUUGCAGCUUGUGAUGUGACACGGUGUGGACUGGGCUGCAGCCUGUGAUGUGACGGUGUGGACUGGGUUGCAGCCUGUGAUGUAACGGUGUGGCCUGGGUUGCAGCCUGUGAUGUAACAGUGUGGACUGGGUUGCAGCCUGUGAUGUAACGGUGUGGCCUGGGUUGCAGCCUGUGAUGUAACGGUGUGGCCUGGGUUGCAGCCUGUGAUGUAACGGUGUGGACUGGGUUGCAGCCUGUGAUGUAACGGUGUGGCCUGGGUUGCAGCUUGUGAUGUAACAGUGUGGACUGGGUUGCAGCCUGUGAUGUGACGGUGUGGACUGGGUUGCAGCCUGUGAUGUAACGGUGUGGCCUGGGUUGCAGCUUGUGAUGU